Leishmania mexicana MHOM/GT/2001/U1103 is the source of this 810-nucleotide messenger RNA. Its product is annotated as NADH-ubiquinone oxidoreductase, mitochondrial,putative. The record is from RefSeq and is a predicted model, not a curated record. The transcript has a single exon. Gene Ontology annotation, biological process: mitochondrial electron transport, NADH to ubiquinone. NCBI's taxonomy places the organism in Eukaryota, Euglenozoa, Kinetoplastea, Trypanosomatida, Trypanosomatidae. The coding region runs from base 1 to 810 and encodes 269 amino acids. Gene Ontology annotation, molecular function: NADH dehydrogenase activity.
AUGCGCCGCGUCGCUGCUGCCUCUGCUUCUGCGACCGCGGUGGCGCCGAUGACAAGCUACCUGUCCACCAACGCGGCGCUCCUUACGAACGCCUGCGCCGUCCACGGUGAGGCGCGUCACCUGAACACGGACUACGACAACACACGCAUUCCGUGGGACUUCACCACAGCCAGCUACGAGAAGAUUCACAACGAGAUCUUGCCCAAGUUCCCACGCGGCAGGCGAAUCUCGGCCACCAUUCCGCUGCUGCAUCUCGCCCAGCAGCAGCAGGGCGGGUACAUCCCGGUGACGGCGAUGUACAAGAUAGCAAAGAUUUGCGAAGUGCCACCGAUGCACGUCUUCGAGACGGUCACCUUCUACUCCAUGUUCAACCGGCAUCCGGUUGGUAAGUACCACAUCCAAUUCUGCCGCACCACCCCGUGCAUGCUGUGCGGCGCCGACGAGCUGAUGGAGCGCACCAUGCACUACCUGAACGUGCGCAUGCACGGCACGACGAGCGACGGCCUUAUCACGAUUGGCGAGAUGGAGUGUCUUGGCGCGUGCGUGAAUGCACCAAUGCUGGUGGUGAGCGACUACAGCAACCCGCCCAACUUCUCGUACGACUACAUGGAGGACUUAACGUGGGAGAGCAUCAAGACGCUCGUGGAGAACCUCCGUAGUGGAAAGCCUUUCAAAAUCGGCCCGCAGCGUCCAGAUCGCAAGUACGCUGAGCCGGCCGGUGGGCGCACGUCGCUCCUGUUCAAGGAACCGCCAGGUCCGUACUGCCGUGACUUGGACGAGAAGGUGGACGCCGCGCCGCCCAAGAAGUAG